CGCCCACUUUGCCACAUUGAUGCUCCAAACGGCAGCACACGCCUCACAUUGAUGACUUUUUACUGAUGCAGCAUCGGUAUUGAUCAGGAAUCGCAGCCAUGCUACUCGCCCUGCCUCUCCUGUUGGCAGCUGGCAGCCGCCACAGAUCGACCAUAGUUCGCCACGCCGUCGCCGGCGCGAACGACGCCGCGACCGACACCUGGCACCGCGACGCCGUCGCCGCGACGGCCGCCUGGGCGCUCUGGAUCGCCGCGGUCAAUCUGUGUCCGUUUGCGCGGAAAUCCCUCGAGACGUCGGACGCGAUUUCGUACGUCGUGACGGAAGCGGAUAAUCAGAAGGCCUUCUACGCCGCCGCCGUCGCCUGCGCGCGCGACCUGGCCGCGGCAUCGGACGUGGACCCGACGGCGGCGAUCGUGUUUCUGGUGGCGCCGUUUUACGAGCCCGACGAUUUCCCGGCGUUCCUGCGCUCCGUCGAGGCCCUCGAGGACGACGUGAUGCCCGAGGCAAGCGAUGACGCCAUCCAGAUCGCGGGCUUCCACCCGGCCUGGGCCUUCGGCGGCGUCCCGGACGACGACCCCCUCCACUUCGAGAAGCGCGCGCCCCACCCGACGGUGUCUCUGGUAUUGGUCGACGGCCUCGAACACGCCAACUCGGCGAAGAUCGCGGCGGACAACGAGCGGACCCUUUCGCAGCUGGGCGUCGACGCGGUGGCGCGCGCGUUCGCCGGGUUCGUCUCCUCAGAUUAAUAUGUGUUUUUAUUUGUA
Messenger RNA from Pelagomonas calceolata, 764 nucleotides. NCBI's taxonomy places the organism in Eukaryota, Pelagophyceae, Pelagomonadales, Pelagomonadaceae. The record is from the annotation of a GenBank genome assembly.